UUUUUUCAGUCAAAUAAUCACAAAAUUCCAAAUUAACACCCAAAACAGAAGCUUGUUCUCAUCCGGUAGCAGCGCCGCCUCGCCGACGUCGCCGUUAGCAGCGAAGCUGGCCGUAGAUGGCAUGAGCUCAUGGCAUGCAAUCUCUUCUUUCUUUAUCUCUAGACCUAUGCUGCCUUUCUCCACCAGGAAUUCCUUCAUGAUCCAUAGAUCGGAAACUACGUUAUGUUGUCUCAAGAACCCCAUUCGAGCUCAUUCCUCACUCUUACACUUCAUAAAGGCUUACAGAAAGCUUUAUGGCAGCUCGAAUUCCAAUAUUUUCGCAACUUCUGGUUCAACGCCCAGAAAUUUGAGAGUACGUCAUCGAAGCGAUGCAAUAGCUACUCAGGGUGAAGGUUUUGAAAACACUAGGUCCAAGGAUAAAUCAAUGAUAUCUGAUUCUUCAAAUGGUAGAGUUAUGCUUAUUGACGGGACAUCAAUUAUUUAUAGAUCCUACUACAAGCUUAUCGCAAGAUUGCAUCAUGGCUACUUGCCACUUGCUGAUGGAAAUGGGGAUUGGGUCCUGACCAUAUCCACCGCUUUAACCCUUAUACUAGAUGUUCUUGCAUUUAACCCUUCACAUGUAGCUGUGGUGUUUGAUCAUGAUGGAACUCCAUUUGGUCAAACUUCUGCUUCCUCCAAACAAAGUUUUAUAGCAAAAGGUCUAAAUUUUCGCCAUACGAUGUACCCUGCAUACAAGAGCAAUCGCCCCCCUACACCUGAUACCAUAGUUCAGGGACUUCAGUACUUGAAAGCAUCUAUCAAAGCUAUGGCUAUCAAGGUCAUUGAGGUUCCAGGAGUUGAAGCCGAUGAUGUUAUUGGGACAUUGGCUGUAAGAAGUGUUGAUGCAGGGUUUAAGGUACGAGUUGUAUCUCCUGACAAAGAUUUCUUCCAGAUACUUUCUCCUUCAUUGCGUCUUCUACGAAUUGCACCACGUGGAUUUGAGAUGGUUUCCUAUGGAAUGGAGGAUUACGCAAAGAAAUUUGGAACAUUAAAACCUUCCCAAUUUGUUGAUGUCGUAUCACUUGUUGGUGACAAAUCUGAUAAUAUACCAGGAAUUCAUGGAAUUGGAUAUGUUCAUGCUGUGCAGUUGAUCACAAAAUUUGGCUCACUGGAGAAUUUGUUACAACAUGUUGAUCUUGUUGAGGAAGAACGUAUUAGAAAGUACUUGAUUGAAAAUGCUGAUCAGGCCAUCCUGAGCAAGAAUUUGGCUCAGCUGCGGUCAGACCUUCCAUUUUACAUGGUUCCAUUUGCUAUAGAUGAUCUUGUUUUUAAGAAGCCUGAGGAUGACGGUGAAAACUUUAGGAAUCUCUUGACGGCUAUCAGUGCGUAUGCAGAAGGAUUCUCAGCUGAUUCCGUUGUUAAAAGAGCCACCCAUUUGUGGAAAAAGCUUGAAAGAUGAUACUAAUUGAUGGUCAUAGGAUUGGACAAUGAAGAAUUCUCUUUCAGGGAGCAACAGACUUCUUAGGAGGAAAUUCGAGGGUUCGGAGUUUAGCAAUAGAUAAAGCCGAGAUGACAAUUAACAGAAGAAGCCCGGCAAAGGAGGCAAUUAAUGCACCACCAGCAUGGUCACAGAAGGUAUCAAAUUUGUCGCAAAUCUUGUUCCACAUGGUAUGUUUAUUCCCAUUCUUCCCCAAUUCACCCAUGAAAGCUGCUGCACUAGCCCCUCCUGAUACCAGUGCUACAUUAAUCUGAAUAAAAAAAAGUUAUUUCAUU
This is a messenger RNA of Impatiens glandulifera, 1752 nucleotides long. RefSeq names its product DNA polymerase I, thermostable-like. The record is from RefSeq and is a predicted model, not a curated record. Bases 122 to 1438 code for a protein of 438 amino acids. Gene Ontology annotation, molecular function: DNA binding; 5'-flap endonuclease activity. The transcript is spliced from 16 exons. NCBI's taxonomy places the organism in Eukaryota, Viridiplantae, Streptophyta, Magnoliopsida, Ericales, Balsaminaceae. Gene Ontology annotation, biological process: DNA replication, Okazaki fragment processing.